AUGACAACCUCCCUAUGUCUCAAACCUGGAGACAUAAAGCGUUUGAUGUCAGAUAAGCUUGCCGAUGUGCCCUCCAAACCCAAAGGCAAGCAGGAAGCCAAGCAACACGAGAUCGUGAUAGAUGGUAAAACGUAUCGAUCUGUCAAUACAGCUACUAUCCGUUACUCUGUUACUAAUCAUAUCAACACUCGUAAGAAACAACUAGGUCUCUGUGAUCAAGGAGCCAAUGGUGGAAUUGCUGGUGAUGAUGUCAUCAUCCUGUCAAAGACAAACCGUUCUGUUGAUGUCCAAGGCAUAGAUAACCAUCAAGUGACGGAUGUGUCCAUUGUAACUUCAGCUGGAUACACUGACACACAGCGCGGUCCUGCUAUUUUGAUCAUGAACCAGUUUGCAUCUAUCGGUAAAGGGCAGUCCAUCCUCUCCAGCCCACAGAUGGAGCAUUUUGGCGUUGAGGUAGACGACCGAUCAUCCAAGGUAGGAGGCAAACAGCGACUCUCUACCCCAGAUGGUUGGGUCAUUCCUAUGGAGAUUGUCAAUGGACUUCCAUACGUCCGUAUGAGACCACCGACAAAACGUGAACUUGAUACACUACCACACAUUGUCUUAACUUCUGACAAGGACUGGGAUCCUAGUGUACUGGAUUCCAAGCUGGAAGACUUUGAGAAAUGGGCCGAAUCCAUCCCUGAUGAUGGAUCUGAAGAAGGCGAGAGACCGUUUGAUCGAGUCGGUAUCCUUAAGAGUAUAAGACUGUCACUACUCUCAAGGAUGAAUCCCUAUUGGACCAGGCUCUUGAUUUCUUUGAAUCGUUUGACUACGUUGCACCAACUGACGGACUAUACGAGGGACAAACCCCGGGAUUACUACAUUUUGACGGAGGUUCUUUAUCCAGGCAUUGACUUCAUGGGGAUGUUCAAGUUUGCGACUACAAGGUUGUACGGUUCUUGCACCCUGUUCAAACUGCUCUUGUCCAUCAAGGCCACUCCGGCCCAGGCUGAUCAGGCCUCCACAGCUGCCAAAGACAGACCCCUAACACCUGCCGACGACAACUCAUCUGAAGAGGAGGACGAUGAAUCCCAGGAGGGAGCGGGUUCCCUGUCCGGACCAUUCACGAAGGUGACAAAGAAGAAGGUGAAGAAGAAGAAGUCGCUCAUUUCCGAUAACCUAGAGAAUCAUUUUCUCAAAGAUCUAUCCCUGGCACAACGCAAGCUGGCUGAAGCUACCGACCGCAAACUGAAGAACGAUAUUGAUCGCCAUAAGGCGGGACCACUCUUCCUGAUGAUCCUUCCUGGUGAAAUGGAAGGCUCUUACAUCUUUGUAUGCCGCAAGAAGUACGGUCAGUUAGCUCAAAACGUGUUGAGAGGGAUAGUUCCGUUCUUAUUUCAUCACCUGUGCAAACUUACCAAUAUGCAAGCUGAUCGAGUCUUGGGUAAAUGGAUUCCCAAAUCUGAGAUCCAGGCGACGUGUCGUAAGUGUUUGGUAUGGUGCACCAACACACUACGCGCUAUUGAGGCCUCUGAUCAGUUGACCAAGGUGGAGGAAGCUCUGGAGUUUUUGGACGAUGUGAUCAAAGACACCACCGAUGUCUACCAAGGUCAACUCUUGAUUGAUAUGGAUAUGGCAAACGCCAAGGAUAUUGACAAUUGA
Messenger RNA from Cylindrotheca closterium, 1644 nucleotides. Lineage: Eukaryota; Bacillariophyta; Bacillariophyceae; Bacillariales; Bacillariaceae. The record is from the annotation of a GenBank genome assembly.